AACGAGAGACACUAGAGACUGCUCUCUGCUAUGGCCUGGCUGAGGGCACCCUCUCUCCUCUCAUCUGUCUCUUUUCAUCCUCCUUUUCAUCUGCUCGAUCGCUCCGCUUUUCCUCCCCGCUAGUCUUUCAUCUCCUCGGUCUAUUUUCUCCUACACCUCUUUCUCUUUCAGUCUCACCUCUACAUCACAAGCAGUCACAUACAUUCCUCUCAUGUCCACCUCCCAGCAGAAGACAUAUGCAUGUCUACUGUGAUAAGAAAUGUAAUAAUAUAUAUUAUUUUCAUUAGUUUGUUAGUGCGACCAACCACAGUACCGGUAGACUGAGCAGUGACUGGUGGCUAAAUGCUAAAUCUAUUUCUCCCUUUAGCAUGACUAGAGAGUGGUAGACAGUAGGUGGCUUGAUGACAGAGCUGUAUGUAUACGUAGAGGUUAUUUCCUAAUCCUUUAAUGGGGUGCAGGGUUUGUGGCUGCUCUGACCUCCCCUCCAUCCUUCCCUUCCUGAAUAGUCGGCACAUGUCCUAGAGGCACACGGGGGCGCCAUUGCUGCCUGGCCGGCCGGUCCGUGGCAAGUGGUGGUCCGGCAAGGUCGGAAUACUGAACAAACAAAGGGAAAGGAAAAAAAACACAUGACUGUGUGACUCCCUCACCCCUAGGGCACCUGAAGGACCCAAAACACUGAAUCAUCAUCCUCCGAUGAUGAGAGAUCACAGGAUCUGUAGAGGUCAUGCCACACUGCAGAACACAGCCAGCUAGGCAGGGAGAGUCGGGCUGGGGAUGGCUGCACAGACACAUGCCUGCCCGGAAAAGCGAGACAGGGGGUGGAGUACAUUGGAACCACAUUGAAGAAUUAGGCCUCAAACUUAACUAGCCUGGUUUCAGUUAGCCAAAUUAGCCAUGUGUUCGCUGGCUUGAGGCUUCACACAAAGGCAGGUCAACACCAGACCCCACCUCUCUCAGUACUGAGCAGUUAGUUAGAGAAUGGCAUGGAUGGAUGGAUGGAUGGAUGGAUGGAUGGAUGGAGUGACUAUGUUCCUUCCAGUAUGGAGCAGGAGUGAGAAUGUUAACUUUCUUUCCAGUGAAUCAAGAAUGGAAGAUUUGACUCCAUGGGAUCAUGAUAUGGAAGGUACUCUUUGGAACUUAAUCUUCCCCUUGGUACACUGUUGUCUUGGGCCUGGCGGUGGAGAUUGUCAAUUACACACUGCAUUAUGGGUCAUCCAACAGAGUGAAGUCAUCAAAGUCGUAUUGGGAUCCCAACUUUCCUCUCUCCUCGGGCUCUUGGUGUUGAGCAGCAGCAACUGAACAGAACUAACGAGUGUAAACCUGGCAUCAGCCUCUUCUCUGGGCGCCCUCACAGGCAGAGCCCAGACCCAACCAAUCCUGUCAAGCCUGUCCUGAUUUGACAGGCGCUAUAACUAUGGAGAGAGGAUGAGGGACUGCCACUGGUCACAGCGGGAACCCGGUUCCGUUGUCACUCUCCGUUUCAUUGCCCCAAGGUUAUGUCAAAAAGGACCUGCAUUGUUCUACUGUUGUUACUUUCCGUGUCUCUUCCCGCGCUUCUCAGUGAUGGAUGUAGAAAACGUGUUGUCAGCGCAACAGCUCCUUUCAUAAGAAACGUAAGUCUUACAUCAGCCAUUUUUAGGAGUCUGUGAGCAGGUGAGUGCGGGACCCUGUCUGCCCCACUGUCCAGUGACAUAAUGAGCUGGAGCUUCCUCACGCGGCUGCUGGAGGAGAUCCACAACCACUCCACCUUCGUGGGGAAGCUGUGGCUCACCGUGCUUGUCGUCUUCCGCAUCGUCCUCACCGCCGUCGGAGGAGAGUCCAUCUACUACGACGAGCAGAGCAAGUUCGUCUGCAACUCGGGCCAGCCGGGCUGCGAGAACGUCUGCUACGACGCCUUCGCGCCGCUGUCGCACGUCCGCUUCUGGGUCUUCCAGAUCAUCCUGGUGGCCAUGCCAUCUCUCAUGUACAUGGGCUACGCCGUCAACAAGAUCGCCCGGCUGGACAAGGGCGGGGGAGGGAUGGCCACUGAGACAGGGAGAGGGGGCUACACCCAUCGGAGGCCCAGGAAGAUCUGCUUCGGGGCGCAGCAGCACCGGGGUAUAGAGGAGGACCAGGACCAGGACCAAGAGGAUGACCCUAUGAUCUACGAGGUGCCUGAGCCCGAGCCCCCUCGCCGGGUCGACCCGCUGGCCCCGCGGCCCAAGCCCAAGGUACGCCAUGACGGGCGGCGGCGUAUCCAGGGUGAUGGGCUGAUGCGUAUUUACGUGUUGCAGCUGGUGACUCGCACGGCACUGGAGGCGGGCUUCCUGGCGGGCCAGUACCUGCUGUACGGCUUCCGCGUCAUUCCCGUGUUCGUGUGCUCCUUCAAGCCCUGCCCCCACAGCGUGGACUGCUUCGUGUCGCGGCCCACGGAGAAGACCAUCUUCCUGCGCAUCAUGUACGGCGUCACUGUGCUCUGCCUCACCCUCAACGUGUGGGAGAUGCUGCACCUGGGCAUCGGGACCAUCUGUGAUAUCCUCCGCCGUCGCCGCUGCCCGCCCCAGGAGGACGAGUACCAGCUGGGGCUGCUGGGACCCAGCGUGGGGGUCUCCGUGGGGGUGCCAGUCCCGGAGCCGGGCACGGGGGGAGGGGUGGUGGGGGACGGGGGUGCUGACUACGUGGGGUACCCGUUCUCGUGGAACGCCCCGUCGGCUCCGCCGGGCUACAACAUCGUGGUGAAGCCGGAGCAGAUCCCCUACACGGACUUGAGCAACGCCAAGAUGGCGUGCAAGCAGAACCGGGCCAACAUCGCCCAGGAGGAGCAGCAGCAGUUUGGGAGCAACGAGGACAAUUUCCCCACGGGAGGGGAGGCCCGCGUGGCCCUCAACAAGGACAUGAUCCUGCAUGCCCAUGACCAGCUAGAGGCAGCCAUCCAGGCCUACAGCCAGCAGCACAGGGCAGAGGAACACCUGGGGGACAACCAUGAUGACAAGCCCCGAAGCAACAUCACCCAGGCCCAGGCCCAGGCCCAGCCUCAGCCGCAGCCUCACAAGGAACGCAAGCACCGAUUCAAACAUGGCAAGGGGGGCAGCAGUGGAGAAGGGAAUGGGAGCAGCAGCAACAGCAGUAGCAGCAAGUCAGGGGUGGGCAAGCCUUCUGUGUGGAUUUGACCCCGUACACACACAAAUAGACAAACACACACACACACACUCCAGCCCUGGCCUGAGCCAGCACUGACGGAGCCCCAUAUCCCUGUAGAGUAUGUGUCAGUGGGGAAAGGGGUGGCCCCGAAAACGCCAGGACCGGCCCUGAAUGAAGGGCUGAGGUAGUGGAAUGUCAUGUUGUCUUUCUGUGGAUAUUUCAACACCAUGUUGUGCCUUUAAAAAUCCCACAAGCUGGAGGAGACUAGCCUACAGUAGUAGUAUGUCAGUGUGGACAGGUAAGGACCGGUGUGUCAGGAGCAUUAGGGAUUUUGUAGCAGGCGGCAGUUUGUCUGGGCUGUCGCUGUCUAACCUAAAACACCCCGACACAACUCUUUGAAACAGUCUCUAGUGUUUCUGAACUCUUCCAAUUCUGAAGCAGACACUUGUUCUCUGUUGUCUUUCUACUGUCCCGUCUUCCAGUAGCCUGAUGACUCACACUAAAUUAUUCUGUAGUUCGCUGCACACUUUAGUCUGAGCCUGCCACCGUUGAAGUCAUUUGUGGUGACGAAGGGCACAAGGGGCAUUGUACAAAACAAAGUCAUCAGCGAUUGGAUCGUCUCUAACCAAUCAGAGCCCAUGGGCGCCGCUUUACUCACGUGUGUUCUGGCUCUGGCCCAACCCAUCGGUUUCUGGACCAAUCAGAUGGCGUCGAAUGUGUUUGCAUUCGGUGAAGGGUGCUCAGAUCCAGACUCAUUGAGGAGAAGAAACUAACAUCCGUGGGCGUGGCAUAGCGUUUGGCCGGAGCAAGGAUUCUGGGCAACCAGGCAAGUCUUCCAGAGGAUAUUGGGCUGAGAAAAUUACCAUAUCUUUAUCAUCAUCUUUUUUUUUCUUCUGAUGCAUUUAUUUUUAUCCCGUCCGUUUUCUUGGUGAUCCUGACUUCCAUUCCAGAUUUCGAUCAAGCUAAUUUGUUGGCUGACUUCCUACAAAGUCACAGACUUUGUAAUACAUUGGCACCCGAAUGAAUGAACAUCGUAAUGCAAUGAAUGACAUCGUAAUACAAAGACAGUUUAAAGAAUGACUUUAUAAUGUAAUGACAUCACAAUACAAUGACAUCAUAAUGCAAUGACUUCAUAAUGCAACGACUUCAUAAUGCAGGGAUGAUAAUGAAAAGGUCAAUCAUAAUGUGGAUGUUCACCUUCCCUGAAGGCUAUUGUGUAUCUAUUAUCUCUCCAAGGUCACUGAUGUUUAGUGUGUGCGACUUUAUAUUUGACCCAGGCCAAGUCUUUGAGUGCAUGCAUCUUCCAGGUGGAGGGACAGUUCAUGGCUUGAUCAGAUGAAAGUGGUCAGGGAUAUAUGGUUGAUUUAGACGGAGUCUGGUGAAGAGUGCUACUCUUGUACCCAAUGGAGUUCCCCUCCUUCCCAAUGUGUAUGAGAAUCAAUUAUUCUCACCAUUAAUUAAUACCAUUUAUUGACAACUCCCUCUGUAAACCUGCAAUCUUUUCACUUUAUUUUCUUUGUGUUUCUCCGUCUCUAGUUCUCUCCAGUUUGGACCUGUGUAAGGUUUUGUCAGUACUGGGUUGGCAUUUUAUCUGUCUGGUUAUUGAGUGCCCCCUGGUGGUACAGCUUUUAAACUAAGGAUAUAUCAUCCCCUUGGUACAAUAUGGCUUACUUUAAGUUGCUAUCUUACUAGUACUUACUAAUGUCGAGUUACCAAUGAUCACCCAGCAUUCCAAACACCUGAAGUUAGUCUCUCCCGUUACACAGUAGACUACUGUUUCCUUUUCAACCUCUUCCUUACAAGUCUUCCGUACAGUGUUCUAUAUGAGACCAACAAAGCUGGAAACCCCCCCAGCUCUCUAAGCUAGCUGUGUUGAUGAUCUGCCUCUCUGUUCUCCUCUGUCCGAAGUAUUUCUCUGAACUGCCAUAUGGGGUUCGUCCUAAAUAGCACCCUAUUUCCUAUGGGCCCUGGUCAAAAGUACUGGAAUAUAUAGGGAAUAGGGUGCCAUUUGGGAUGAAGCUAUAGAGACCAAACACUGUUCGUGUGAUGAAGGCAGCGUCACUGCCAUUGCCAAGACAACGUUAGGCUACUAUGCAGCCAGGUUGUGAUGUAGCUUUGCCAAGGAGUACUGUGGCCGUGCUACCUGAAUCACAAAGGAGAAGAACAUGUGUAUGACCAAUCCUUUGUAUUUUUUGUAAAAGUUGCUAUUUUUUCAAAUUAUGUCUGUGUGUUUUGGUGUGUUUAGGGAGGUCUAAUGUAGCAGAGGGGAAAUUGGUUUCCUUUUUCUUUUCUUUUUUGACCAGUUGUGUUUUUCAAACUUUUUUUUCUUCAAUAAAGAUUUUUAAAAUAAACAAUAAAGAUUGUAUUUACAGAUA
Messenger RNA from Salvelinus fontinalis (brook trout), 5495 nucleotides. RefSeq names its product gap junction gamma-1 protein-like. Gene Ontology annotation, biological process: cell communication. The record is from RefSeq and is a predicted model, not a curated record. Bases 1695 to 3149 code for a protein of 484 amino acids. NCBI's taxonomy places the organism in Eukaryota, Metazoa, Chordata, Actinopteri, Salmoniformes, Salmonidae. The transcript has 2 exons. Gene Ontology annotation, cellular component: connexin complex.